Molecule: messenger RNA, 1828 nt
Organism: Protobothrops mucrosquamatus (brown spotted pit viper)
Lineage: Eukaryota; Metazoa; Chordata; Lepidosauria; Squamata; Viperidae
Product: L-gulonolactone oxidase-like
Exons: 11
Cellular component (GO): membrane
Molecular function (GO): D-arabinono-1,4-lactone oxidase activity; FAD binding
Source: RefSeq, a predicted model, not a curated record
GUACAUGGUGAAGGUGGAGUCAGAUUCCAGAACUGGGCUAGAACUUAUGGUUCCUCUCCAGAAAUGUAUUUCCAGCCAACAUCAGUUGAUGAGAUCAGAGAGAUCUUGGCUCUGGCCAGGCAGAAAAGCAAGAAAGUGAAAAUGGUUGGUGGUGGACACUCCCCAUCAGACAUCGCCUGCACAGAGGAUUUCAUGAUCCAGAUGGGAAGGAUGAAUAAGAUCCUUGAGGUGGAUAAAGAGAAGAAGCAAGUGACAGUAGAGGCAGGGAUUUUACUCUCUCAUCUGAAUGUGGAGCUGAGCAAACAUGGCUUAGCUUUACCUAUUUUAGGAGCUGUGUCAGAUGUGGCAGCUGGUGGAGUUAUUGGAACUGGCACUCACAACACUGGCUUCAGUCAUGGCAUCUUGGCCACUCAGGUGGUGGCCAUGACACUGUUGACAGCUUCAGGGGAAAUCCUGGAGUGCUCUGAAACUGUGAAUCCUGAACUUUUCCGAGCAGCAUGUGUACAUCUGGGUUGUUUGGGGAUCAUUCUCACAGUCACCUUCCAAUGUGUAGCAGAAUUCUACCUGCAAGAAACCACCUUCCCUUCUACACUCAAGGAGGUUCUUGACAACCUAGAAAAUCACCUGAAGAAAUCUGAGUAUUUCCGCUUUCUUUGGUUCCCUCACAGUGAAAAUGUGAGCAUCAUCUACCAAGAUCAUACCAACAAGCCUCCCUCUUCCUCAGCAAACUGGUUUUGGGAUUAUGCCAUUGGAUAUUAUCUGCUGGAGUUCUUUCUUUGGAUCAGCACAUUCCUGCCCUUCUUGGUAGCUUGGAUCAACCACUUCUUCUUUUGGCUCCUCUUCACUGGCAAAGUGGAAAAUGUGAAUUUGAGCUACAAAAUCUUCAACUAUGAAUGUCGAUUCAAGCAGCAUGUGCAAGAUUGGGCCAUUCCCAUUGAAAAAACAAAAGAUGCUCUUCUGGAGCUAAAAGGGAUAUUGGAGACCAACCCCAAAAUGGUAGCCCACUAUCCAGUAGAAGUACGCUUCACCCGGGGGGAUGACCUCCUCCUGAGCCCCUGUUUCCAGAGGAAUAGCUGUUACAUCAACAUUAUCAUGUACAGGCCUUACGGAAAAGAUGUUCCACGCCUUAACUACUGGCUUGCCUAUGAAGGUGUCAUGAAGAAGUUUGGAGGGAGACCACACUGGGCAAAGGCCCAUACAUGUACCCGGAAGGAUUUUGAGAAGAUGUACCCAGAUUUUCAGAAGUUCUGUUGUAUUCGUGAGAAACUAGACCCCAGAGGAAUGUUUCUGAAUAGUUACCUGGAGAGAGUCUUCUAUUGAGGGAUACAAUAGAGAAGGUGGUCAUGACAUGGACAAACCCCUUACUAAGGAGUUCUCCAUAGUUAUUCUGGUUGGAUGGAUAAACAUUUAUUUGCUGGGAUCUGAUGCCAAACCAAGCUGCUAAGAGCACAUUGCUUUUAAAUUGCCCAGAAGUCUAUUUAAAUGUGUUGGGGAAAUAGAGAAAAAAGUAACGGAAGGGGGAACAUUUUUGCAUCAAUUAAAAUACAAUCCACUGUUCCCCAUUUUCUUAAGAGAGAUACAAUAGUAUGACAAUAAUUGCCUUUUCCCAAUUCUUUAUUCACAAAUUAUUUUGUGACCCUCUGGGCGAUUCCAUACUGCUGAGGCUUCCAUUCCAUUCCCCAGUUCUUAGAAAGAAAGAAUUACAUGAUUUGCAGUUGUCUUCAAACUAGCCAGUUUUGGUAUGCUAUUAUCAUCAGCCUUCUCCUUUCAGAAGUCAACCAUGUUAUCCCUAUUACACUAGCCAAAUUCUGUAUGGUUGCGAUGAACA